AUGUUCUUCUUUUGUCAUUCACUCCUCUGCGUCUGUCUUUUCUUUUCCUUCUUCAACCCCAUUUCUGCAUCGAACAUUGCAUCUCGUUUGGCCCGAAGGACGAGUCGCCACGUUCAAAGGUUUACCAACGAUCUCAAUGUCGCGUUGGAUGUCGUUUUAGCAUCUAGGGAAAAGCUGCAGCCUCAGGUCCAUUUAACCACUGGUUCUCAGACUGUGUUCUGCAAAUCCGAUUCUGGUGCAACUUCUGCAGGAGGCAAUUCUUCUUCUUCUUCUUCUUCCCCUUCUUCCUCUUCGGGUUCAUCGGGCUCAUCGAAAUCUGCGGGUUCAUCCACCAAUACAGCUUCAGCUGCUGGCAGCUCAAGUACAGGUGUUGCCGUUUCCUCCCCUUAUAAGCUUGUCGAAGAACAUAGUGGAUCCGAUUUUUUCAACGGCUGGACCUUCACCGACGCUGCGGACGUCACUACACACGGACUUGUCAAUUAUGUCGACCAAGGGACAGCAUCUGCCAACAAUCUUACUGAGAUUACUUCCGAUGGAACCGUCAUAAUGCGAGUAGAAACCACCGCUACGGUCACUGGGAACCGUCAAAGUAUCCGGAUCACAACCAACAACGUCUAUAAUUCGGGCCUAUGGAUUUUAGACGCUAUCCAUAUGCCUACUGGGUGUGGGACUUGGCCUGCGUUUUGGACAAACGGCCCAAAUUGGCCGGAUGGUGGAGAGAUAGACAUUGUAGAAGGGGUUGGUGACAAUACUAACGACCAGGCCACCCUACAUACUUUGGAAGGCUGCUCUCUUGCUUCGUCAAGCUCGUCAGCACUUGAUAUCACAGGAUCCGUCAUCACCUCUACUGAUUGCGUUUCAACCGGGGGAGGCUGCGGUAUCAGAUCGAGCUCGACGGUAUCAUACGGAGCUGCUUUCAACGGUAACGGAGGUGGCGUUUUUACCAUGACUUUGAACUCGUCCGGUAUCGCUGUCUGGUUCUUCGAAAGGUCCGCUAUCCCGUCGGAUAUUACAGCUGGUACACCCUUGCCUGCCCUCUGGGGUACACCAUUUGCUUGGUGGUCGUCACCGAGUUGUAAUAUCACGGAAUUUUUUGGUUACCAGUCUACGAUCUUUGACACUACGCUUUGCGGGGACUUGGCUGGCUCUGUAUGGGCUGACGCUGGUGCACCUGGUCAGGAGCAGAGCUGUGCGACGCGUACAGGUGUGUCGGAUUGCAAUACCUUUGUGCAAAACAACGGUGCUGCAUUCCAAGAUGCUUAUUGGGAACUCAACAGUGUCAAAAUCUAUCAAAUUCCCGGUUAA
Lentinula edodes (shiitake mushroom) is the source of this 1305-nucleotide messenger RNA. RefSeq names its product concanavalin A-like lectin/glucanase domain-containing protein. Gene Ontology annotation, biological process: glucan catabolic process. Gene Ontology annotation, molecular function: hydrolase activity, hydrolyzing O-glycosyl compounds. Lineage: Eukaryota; Fungi; Basidiomycota; Agaricomycetes; Agaricales; Omphalotaceae. The record is from RefSeq and is a predicted model, not a curated record. The transcript is spliced from 9 exons. Bases 1 to 1305 code for a protein of 434 amino acids.